This is a messenger RNA of Cryptomeria japonica (Japanese cedar), 1215 nucleotides long. Its product is annotated as small ribosomal subunit protein uS10m. Gene Ontology annotation, biological process: translation. The record is from RefSeq and is a predicted model, not a curated record. The transcript is spliced from 3 exons. Gene Ontology annotation, cellular component: small ribosomal subunit; mitochondrion; ribosome. Bases 142 to 711 code for a protein of 189 amino acids. Gene Ontology annotation, molecular function: structural constituent of ribosome. NCBI's taxonomy places the organism in Eukaryota, Viridiplantae, Streptophyta, Pinopsida, Cupressales, Cupressaceae.
AUUUCUGAUCCAGAGCUAUCAUCCCCUAUCAUCCCCUUCACAUAACAUUUACUUCUCCAUAGGUGAUCUAACUGAUGAAUUCCCGGGCUAAGAGCAAAAGAUUUCCCGACUAGAAAACCUAAGUUGCACGCACAGUUUGAAAUGACUUGGGGAAGUAGAAUAGCAGGUAUCAUUAAUUCUGAAAUGGGGACAAGGAAUUUGAUGGCGUUGGUGAAGCAGAGGAGCUUGCUGCCUCCCCCGGUGCACAUUCUUCCAUGUUGCCAUCGUUUCAUGUCCUCAGGGGACGCCAUUCAAUCUGAGUCUCGACCUCAGAUUUUGCAGAAGCAGAAGAUAGCAAAGAAAGAAUCGAUUGGAGACGCCAAGAUACGCAUAUUGGUGAAGUCAUUUUCCCAAAAAUAUCUGAACCAUCCGUGCUUCCAGAGUUACCGCAAGGUCGGACUGCCUCGAAGAAGAGUGCUUUAUACGGUGCUUCGAUCCCCUCAUAUCGAUAAGAAGUCCAGAGAACAGUUUGAAACGCGGGUACACAAGCAACUGCUCGAAAAAGAUGUAGAUGUCAAUGAAAUGGCGAAAAUGUUCUUCUGGUUUAAGCGCAUGCAUUUUUUUGGAGCUCAAUAUGAAUUCAUCUUUAAUUACAAAACCCGACUCGAUAUGACUAGAGUGCAUGCUUCAAGCAAUGUCCUUCAAGGGGAUACGAGUGCUAAAAAGGAUUGAUGUCAUGAUAAGAACCUUUUGAUAAGUACCAUUGUUUUUUUCGAAAUGGAGUUUAUUUUGGGCACAAAUGAAAAUUUCUUUGUUUCAGCAUGUGAUGAGUUUUUCAUAAACCAUUUCAUUAAAUUUUUUGAAAUGCUUUGUAGCUAAAAUACCUUGGAGCAGAUGUGUCUGAAAUAUUGGGAUGAUCUUAUGUGUCUUAUUAAAGACGUUGCAAUUGUAACUAUGGCAGGUUAUUUGAUCUGCUAACUUUUAAAAGAGCCUGAGAUCAGACAGCUUAGGUACUGUUGAACUUGUAAUGAUUCUUGAGGAAGUGCUUACUUUCGAAAACCCUGAAAAGGGAACUGAUAAAAUUAAGGCCUUAAGAUUUCUUUUAAAAUAGCCUGAGAUUAGACAGCUUAGGUGCUGUUGAACUUGUAAUGGUUCUUGAGGAAGUGUUUACUUUUGAAAACCCUGAAAAGGGAACUGAUGAUCAGAUUUGUUAUCAAUCAUAUUUCUUCACAUCCA